Messenger RNA from Bombina bombina (fire-bellied toad), 4066 nucleotides. RefSeq names its product programmed cell death 7 (gene PDCD7). The transcript is spliced from 5 exons. The coding region runs from base 39 to 3212 and encodes 1057 amino acids. NCBI's taxonomy places the organism in Eukaryota, Metazoa, Chordata, Amphibia, Anura, Bombinatoridae. The record is from RefSeq and is a predicted model, not a curated record.
GGUGAAGGUCCCUAUUUCCGGGUCAGAUAACUGUUGUCAUGGAGAGAAGGCAGCGGCCUACAGUGAUUCCUCCUUAUGACUCCCGGUAUAGGCCGAGUGUAGAAAAUUCACAAAGCGGCGUUUACAGUGACAAUGACGAGUGGCGACAUUUACAGGCUCAAGAUGCACGUGUAGGCAGUUCUCAACGAUUGGAUUUUAGGGGCAGCUCCAUACCCGAGAACGUCGCGUUUAUACCUCAGCAAGGUGGUGUUCAGUAUGGCGGGUCCCACUCCCAGCACGGAGGAAUCCACCAUGGAAUGCUUCAACAUCAAGGACCCAUACAGCACGAUGGACACCCUCGUAACCUGCCUCAGCACAGAGGAACCCGGCUUGGAGAUCCUCUGCUUGAUAUGCCGCAUCUUGGAGGUGCCCAGCAGGGAGGACCGGAUCCCGGGAUGCCCCAGCACAGAGGACCGGAUCCCGGGAUGCCCCAGCACAGAGGUCCGGAUCCCGGGAUGCCCCAGCACAGAGGUCCGGAUCCCGGGAUGCCCCAGCACAGAGGUCCGGAUCCCGGGAUGCCCCAGCACAGAGGUCCGGAUCCCGGGAUGCCCCAGCACAGAGGUCCGGAUCCCGGGAUGCCCCAGCACAGAGGUCCGGAUCCCGGGAUGCCCCAGCACAGAGGUCCGGAUCCCGGGAUGCCCCAGCACAGAGGACCGCAUCCGGAAGUGCCCCCGCACAGGGGACUGCAUCCUGGGAUGCCACAGCACAUACAACCACAUCCUGGGGUGCCCCAGUUCGGAGGACAACAUCCUGGGGUGCCCCAACACAGAGAACAGCAUCCUGGGGUGCCCCAACACAGAGAACAGCAUCCUGGGGUGCCUCAGUUCGGAGGACCACAUCCUGGGGUGCCCCAUCACGGAGGGACGAAUCCUGGGGUGCCCCAGCAUGGAGGACCACCUAACUUGCAGCCAAACAUGCCUCAGCAUGGAGAAGCCCAACCUGUUUCAACCCUUCAUGGAGAAUUUCAGUUUAACAAAUCCCAGGUUUUCUUCUCUCAAGAAAAUCGUCAAUCUGGCCGUUCCCAUUAUGUUGAUUCUAAUCUAGGCAUGUGUGCUGGUUCACUGUCUCAGGUCUCCAAACCUGGAGCCCCCCAUCAUGAUAAUUCUCAGGCUGGUAUGUAUCAACACAGAGAUAACAAAGCUUUUGUCUCCACACAUGUGAAUUCUCAGUCUGGCAUAUCUCAGCCAAUGAGCUAUCAGUGCAAACCAUCACAGCACAUGACAUUUCACAACACACAACCUACUCCUCCUAGCAACAUUCAACAUGGCACCACAUCAUUGCCUUGUGUAUCCCCUCAGCCACUCCUUGCUCAUCGGGCUCCUAGCCCUCAUUAUAAUAGCAUUCCUCAAAAUAUUCCCAGACAUUUCCCUGAUCCUGCCUCUUCUGCCACUCUCUUACCUUUUAAUGCCAUUCAUGGAGAAGAUGCAGUAUUAGGUGGUCGUGGUAUGUCAGACAUUCACAAACCUGCUCAAGUUUUAGAAAACUUUUUGCAUCAUGAAAGAGAGAAAGUACAGAAUGAAAAAUCUAGAUACCAGGAUAUUUACAAUGAACAUAAAGAGAAUGUUCAUUUCCACCCAGAUGGAAAGCCUGCACAGAUAAGGGAACCCUUUGUACAUUUUGAGAGAACUUAUGUGUCCAAGGAAGGCCAGUUUACACGCCAAGAUAUGCAAGGUGAUUACAACAGUUUAUCGAAAGACAUGUCAGACCCACAAAAAUAUGGACCUGUUUUGUACCAGCAUGGGCUCAAGAUGCAAGGGGAUGGUAAUUAUUUGCACCGUAAUAUACCAAAUUUACAGACAGAAGGUCCUUUUAUGCAGCAGCAACAGCAGCAAAAAGACUUGCAGAGGAGUCAAUCUCUCUUCCAACAGGAUGGACCAAACAUCCAAAGAGAUGGACCUUUUUUGCACGAGCAUGGGCAACGAGCACCAAACACGCAUAUGGAUGAACCUGUGUUAUACCAGCAUGGACCAAAUGUGAUGCAGGAAGGUCUGUUUAGGCCCCAGGAUAUAUCCAACCUAGAAAGUAGAGACGCUUUACUUCACCAGGACAAUGCAAGGGAUGUCUGCAACACUCAUAGUGACUGUGGUAAACCACCAUGGAAAGAUCAGUCUAGUAACCACACAGUUUCUAAUUCAGAUAAUUUCUUCCGACAAUGGCUGAGCAAUUUUCUUGCACAAAGACGAAAGAACCUUUCUUCCAAACCUGAACCUGCAAUUGUCUUAUCUAUAAAAGAUGCUCGAGAGUUAGUUUAUGGGACUUUCAGACUAUUGGCCCAGCUCACUGACCUAUGCAAGUCUCUUGAACAAAGUACUGAAAAUGUAGAUUCUUGGACUCAGAAUUAUCAGAAAGCAGCAAAUGUUCGUGCAGAAUUGGAGAAAAGAAUGAAAACUCUGGAAAAACCUCAAUAUAUUGAAGACAUCAAAAAGAAACUUGACAAGAUAAGAAAAAAGAGACUCCGCCAACAACGUUUGAAACAGGGGACGGAGGAAGAUAAGCAAAAGGCUGAGCUAGCAGCUGAGAAGGAGGCCCGAAUCGACAGGUGGAGAAUGCAACGUGUUCAUGAGGUGGAAGAGAAGAAAAGGGAGCGGGAGCUGAAAGCUGCUGCAGAUAGUGUUUUGUCAGAGGUGAGGAAGAAGCAAGCAGAUGCCAAGAAAAUGCUGGAUGUGCUGCGGUCAUUGGAAAAGCUGAGAAAGCUGAGAAAAGAGGCGGCUGCAAGGAAAGGAGUUUAUCCUCUACCUUCUGAUGAUGAAACAUUUGAAAACCACAUUCGCCGGCUUCGGGCAAUGGUCCAUAAACGCACUGCCCUGUAUGAUGCCGAGGAAAGGGCUCUUAGGGUCAUUUUAGAGGGGGAACAGGAAGAAGAGAGGCAGCGUGAGAAGGAAAAGAGAUUAAAAAAGGAACGAGGGAAGCUACUAAAGCAACAGGAAGAAGUAGAUUCCAUAUUAUUUGGAGAUCCAGAUCCUCUACCGCCUCUCCAUCCACUCCAGCCUUUCCGUCAGUAUCACUUGCAAGCUGAGCAUUCUGUUGUUUCACUCGUUCACAUACGACAUGAGUGGGAUCAGUUCUUGGCUUCUGCUGAACACCCGGAUGCCAGCAGCAUCCCACGUGGUUGGAUACUGCCUGUACCCCCAACUAGUGACACUUGGGCAACAGCUUUACAGCAGUCUGAGUGAGGAGAAACAGACUGAUUUUAUGGUCUCCAGCAUUAACAAGAAGAUAAGACACAUGCUUACGACAGGGCCUAUACGGAAUGAGUAGAUUUUGUAUUAACUUCAUACAUUGAAGGGUCACUACAGUAAGAAUUAAUUUAUACAAAUAAGAAAACAAGACAUCAUAUUAGAGAAUUCUAUUAACUCACACAGUCAAUAACAAACAUGCUCCAAUAUUUUUAAGGAAAUCAGUAGGUGCCCAUUUUCCUCUAUUUUAUGGUUAGAAAAUUGCCUUUGUGAAGCACGUGAAUAGGAUUGGUAAGUUACUUAUUGAAAGGGUCAAACCAUGGCAAGAGAUGGAUUUAGACCUUUUGGGAAAUAAAACAUAAAUGGCCAGUAGAGGGCAGAUAUAUAAUGGGAAAAGAAAAAAAAACUACAUGUGGGUUUUAUUUGGUCCAUCUUUAUACUUCUGUAUGAACAAUAUGUGAUCUGAUUGUAGUGUCCCUAUUUAUAAAGCAUAGAGGCUUCAUCUAUAUAGACCUUUCCUGGAGGGUGGAUAUACUGUUGAUGCAGUCUUACACAAACGCACAGGCAUACCUGUUCACUUGAAGUUAUGUGCAACUGUAUACUGUAGCCCCAAUCAUUCAGCUACUUGGUGUGAGAAUCCUGUUGUCAUCCAUUAAGCUGAGUGAUCACAGCAGAAUGAUAUAUGAACUUGGGGGCAAAAUGGUGGUUGUGAUUCUAAUAUACUGUAUGAAUUCCUCAAAAUGAUAGUUGUGCCUUUAAAGGGAUACUAAACUAUUAUUUUUUUCUUUCAUGAUUCAGAUAGAGCAUGAGAUUUUAAGCAACUUUCUAAUUUACUCCUAUUAUCAAUUUUU